GCUUGAUUAGUUAGCAGGGGAGCUAACGGAACUCCUGUCUCCGUGGAUACAACGCACGCUUCUUCCCGUUACGCAGCCCUCUUUGUGAAUUGCGGUGUAUCCGCGUCUGCUUCUUUCGUGCGCCGUUUCCAUGGAGGCGAGUGAAACAUCGCGAAGGGCGACGAGUUACUUCCGUGUUCGCAGACGAUCGUGGAACUGGACCAGAGAUGAACAAUCGACAGGACCGAGCCGAGGAGAAAUAACCGAGAAGACCGAGGAGAUCACAGCCGUCAGAGAGGGGAGACAACCGGGGGAGGAACAGAGCGAACAGCGGGGAGCGGAGGUGACAGCAACCAACUGCCCAAUGGAGAAAUAUGAAAAGCUGGCCAAAAUUGGCGAGGGUUCCUACGGCGUGGUGUUCAAAUGUAAACACAGGGACACUGGUCAAAUCGUGGCAAUCAAGAAGUUUGUGGAGUCCGAGGACGACCCAGUCAUCAAGAAGAUCGCACUGAGAGAAAUACGUAUGCUGAAGCAGCUGAAACAUGUGAAUCUGGUCAACCUGCUGGAGGUGUUCAGGAGGAAAAGACGGCUCCACUUAGUGUUUGAGUUCUGUGAACAAACGGUCCUCAAUGAACUGGACAAACACCCUCGAGGGUUUUCUGAUCUCUUGCUAUUGUUUCUCCACAUGAAUUCCUCUAUUAUCAGCAUCAAUUUAAGCCUCUUUUCUGUGUGUCGUGUUGAUCCCUGAUGCUGAGCGUUUAUGUUCCAGUGCAUCCACCGUGAUGUGAAGCCCGAGAACAUCCUCCUGACCAAAACCGGAGUCAUAAAGCUCUGCGACUUUGGCUUCGCCCGCAUCCUGAGGCCAGAGGAUGACUACACAGACUAUGUGGCGACCCGCUGGUAUCGGGCCCCGGAGCUGCUGGUUGGAGAUACUCAGUACGGGCCUCCUGUGGAUGUGUGGGCUCUGGGCUGUGUCUUUGCUGAGCUGCUCCACGGGAAUCCACUCUGGCCCGGGAAGUCUGACGUUGACCAGCUCUACCUCAUCAGAAAAACUCUAGGUGACCUGAUCCCUCGUCACCAGCAGGUCUUUCGCUCCAACGUGUUCUUCACUGGAGUCAGCAUUCCUGAACCUGACACAACGGAACCUUUGGAAAAGCGCUUCCAUGGAGUGUCGCCUCAGGCCCUCCAGGUUAUGAAAUCGUGCCUGGUGAUGGACCCCGCUCUCCGGCUGUCCUGUGAAGAGCUGCUGGAGCUGCCUUAUUUCCAGGAAGAAGGAGCAGCCAACUGGGGCCGUGAGGGUGAGCGCCCAGGAAGACGACAUGACAAAGGCUCCCGACGCAGACAGGCAGGGGCACAGUACCUGCCUCAGUUACCAAACAGCAACAUCUCACCAGCACCGGAUGUGAAGAAACAGGUGAAGCAUAAAUAUCACCUGCCCAACAUUUAACGAUGCAUCAAACUGCUCUACGUGUUCGUGUUUGAACUGAGAGACAUGGACUUUGUUUCCUGAAAUCCUUUGAAUACAGUCAACACAUUUAAAUACACAUGCUGUUUAUUCUUGGUGUGAGAGUCAGAAC
This is a messenger RNA of Paralichthys olivaceus (Japanese flounder), 1556 nucleotides long. The record is from RefSeq and is a predicted model, not a curated record. Lineage: Eukaryota; Metazoa; Chordata; Actinopteri; Pleuronectiformes; Paralichthyidae.